UGAUCAAUGAAUGAUGAAUGUAAACAAAUCCAUGGCCAUUUGAAUUCAAUUUGUUUUUGUUUUAUUUUGGAUUUGAGCAAAAAGAAAAUUUGAAACAAAAUGACCAAUCCAUAUGAAUCACGUAGUGUUUGUAUAUGUGUUUCCGGUGAUAUUGGACAUAGUCCUCGUAUGCAAUAUCAUUCAUUAUCAUUAGCUAAUAUUGGUUUUCAUGUUGAUAUUGUUGCUGAUCAAGAAUCACGGCCACAUGAACAGCUUUUAUCAAAUCCACGUAUACGAAUAUAUCCAUUAUCAUCAUAUCAAUCGAUAAAAUGUUUUCCCAAAUUUGUUAAUUAUUUUUUUAAAAUUUUAUUCAACACUAUAUUUCUUUUAUGGAAUUUAAUGUUAAUUCCACGACCGGAUUAUAUUCUGGUUCAAAAUCCACCAUCAGUGCCUACCUUGAUCAUAGUCUGGUUUGUUUGUCGUAUUCGUUCAUCGAAAUUUAUUAUCGAUUGGCAUAAUUAUGGUUAUACAAUAUUAGCAUUGUCAUUAGGUGAAAAACAUUUAUUAGUUCGUUUAUAUUCAAGACUGGAAUUUAAUUUUGGUAAACGUUCCGAUUAUAAUUUCUGUGUUACACGUUCGAUGAAAGAUGAUCUUCGUAAACGAAUCGGUAAAAAAGCUAUCGUUUUAUAUGAUAGACCAUAUUCAUUCUUUCAACCAUUAACAUCAAAUGAAGAUAAACAUUUAUUUUUGGAAAAAUUACAAUCCGAAUAUUCACAGCUAGAAUAUCAUGGCCAAAAUGAAACAUUAUUUACAAGAUAUUCAUUUAAAAAUGAUGAAUAUCAAUUAAAACCAAAUCGUCCUGUAAUCCUAAUGAGCAGUACAAGUUGGACCAAAGAUGAAGAUUUUCAAAUUCUAUUGGAUGCAUUAUAUGAAUUUGAUCAAAAUUAUGCUGAAAAAUUAAUUUGUACAGAUAAUGAUUUGAAAAUUAUCUGUUUCAUUACCGGUAAAGGUCCAAUGAAACAACAUUAUAUCCGUAUGGUGGAACAUUCAUAUUCAUUCCGAUAUACACGUUUUGUUUUUCCAUGGCUUUCAGCUGAAGAUUAUCCAAAAUUAUUAGCAUGUGCUGAUCUUGGUGUUUGUUUACAUAAAUCAUCAAGUGGAUUAGAUUUACCAAUGAAAGUGUUGGAUAUGUUUGGUGCUCGUUUACCUGUCUGUGCAUAUCGAUAUCAAAGUAUAUCCGAAUUGGUUAUCGAAGAACAAUAUGGAUUAUUAUUCAAUGAUUCAGCUACACUUGUUCAAUGUAUGAUGAGAUUAUUACAAGAUUUUCCUAUAUGUUUAGAAUUGAAACGUAUGCAAAAAAAUAUCGAUAGCAGUUUUAAUGGAAUUGAUUGGCAUUCAAAUUGGAAAACUAAUGCAUUGCCUGUUUUUAAAUAAUCAGUUAAUGAUACAAUCCAUUUUGUUAAAAUGUUUUUAUUUUUUGUUGAACCAA
This is a messenger RNA of Dermatophagoides pteronyssinus (European house dust mite), 1468 nucleotides long. RefSeq names its product ALG1, chitobiosyldiphosphodolichol beta-mannosyltransferase (gene Alg1). The record is from RefSeq and is a predicted model, not a curated record. NCBI's taxonomy places the organism in Eukaryota, Metazoa, Arthropoda, Arachnida, Sarcoptiformes, Pyroglyphidae. Gene Ontology annotation, cellular component: endoplasmic reticulum. Gene Ontology annotation, molecular function: mannosyltransferase activity.